CUGGGUUCCCGGCGCCCAGGGAACCUCUGCUGUCUCGCUGGCAGCCGCAACAGCCCGACGUCGAGAAAGGGAGCAGGGUGACCGCGCCCGCCCGGCUGCGCUGCCUGCCGCCCCCGACCCUGCAGCCCGGACUCGAUGGAGAAUCCAUUCCUAUGUAUGGUCAUGUGGCUCUUUAAAGCAAUGUCCCAUCAUGUGUCACGCUGGUGAUGUCACAGGAAGCAAAGAAGUCAAUGGUAACAAUAGCCAGCCUACAGAAGGUCAUGAAGUACUCUGGAUGGAUGGCUGCUGGAAACCCAUUGCCCUAGCCAGCUCUUCUUCAAUACUUAAGGAGUUACCCUGCCAUUGAGUAAUGAGAAUUUCGAAACCGUAUUUGAGAAGUUCUUCUAUCCAUUGCUACUUGUGUUUACUUCUGAACAGUCAUUUUUUAACUGAGGCUGGCAUUCAUGUCUUCAUUUUGGGCUGUAUCAGUGCGGGUCUUCCUAAAACAGAAGCAAACUGGCAGUAUGUAAUAAGUGAUCUGAAAAGAAUCGAAAAUCUUAUUCAAUCUAUACAUAUGGAUGCCACUUUAUAUACUGAAAGUGAUGCUCAUCCCAGUUGCAAAGUAACAGCGAUGAAGUGCUUUCUCCUGGAGUUACACGUUAUUUCGCAGGAGUCCAGGGAUAUGGACAUUACUGACACAGUAGAAAACCUUCUCAUCCUCGCAAACAGCAGUUUGUCUUCUAUAGAGCAUAAAACUGAAUUGGGAUGCAAAGAAUGUGAGGAGCUGGAGGAAAAAAACAUUCACGAAUUUUUGAAGAGUUUUGUACAUAUUGUGCAAAUGUUCAUCAACCCUUCUUGAUUGCGGCUGAUCCUUUUCAGCAUUUCUAUUAUUAACAAGCAUCUUCCCACCGCUUAGAGGCAACAAAACACUCAGCGUUUCCAAUAUGCUGCCAAAACAAGCUCUUCUAGCAAGAAAACGAUCGAGAGCUUGGAUCAGGACUCUUAGAAAUGAAGGCAGAAAGAUGGCAUUGUGUAACCUGACGUCUAUGAACUGUCUUUGGACUUACUUUGUUCAUAUGUUUAAUUUAUUAUUAAAGUUGUACAUAUUUGUAGAAUAAUGUAAAAUGUUGAAUAAAACUGUGUACAUAUUUUAUCCUUUGAAA
This is a messenger RNA of Camelus dromedarius (Arabian camel), 1142 nucleotides long. RefSeq names its product interleukin 15 (gene IL15). Bases 350 to 838 code for a protein of 162 amino acids. Gene Ontology annotation, biological process: positive regulation of cytokine production; positive regulation of tyrosine phosphorylation of STAT protein; positive regulation of T cell proliferation. Gene Ontology annotation, cellular component: extracellular region. NCBI's taxonomy places the organism in Eukaryota, Metazoa, Chordata, Mammalia, Artiodactyla, Camelidae. The record is from RefSeq and is a predicted model, not a curated record. Gene Ontology annotation, molecular function: cytokine receptor binding; cytokine activity. The transcript is spliced from 8 exons.